AUGGAAGUUGCCAUGUGCGCCUCUGGGCACAUCCGCUCGUUCCUGUGGCCGGGCGUCGCCUCCUCCUGGAAGCAGGCCGCCGCGAGCUUCCCAGGCGCGAGGCUGGACCUGCGCCGGGACGGAUUUUUCGUUGGGCACUUCGGCAAUUUCUCGCGUUUCCAGACCAGCCCGAUAUUGCUCGACACUUAUGUGCGCGAUUCAUUUGGUGGCGACAAAAAUUUGGCUUUCAAGCACGCUUUGAAUUUAACCAGGUUGCCGCUGAGAUAUCUGUUAACCAACGAGCGAGACGGUAAAUGCGAGGACCUGCGAGCGGCUUGGAAGGCUGACGGUCUAGUCACGCGCAAGUGCAGAGACGACCCAUCAUUUUUACAAGUGAUGUGGAUGGACCAUUGUUUUCGACAGGCCGAAAAAUACAAAUAUGCACUCAUCGUGCGGAUCCGACCAGAUGUGGCACUUCUGCAACCAAUCAAAUGGGCGUUCGACACCCGCAAGUGGAAUUUUAUGCCAAAGGCAGACUCGGGGAAUGUAGACUGGUUUUUCGUUAUUCCCACAACCAGUCUCAAAUCGACUUGGGCCAAUGUGGUUCAUCUUUAUUUCACCCGGGUUGCUAGGUGGGAUUUAAUGUUGCCGGAUUACAACCUGAUCAACGCGAAGGAUACCAUACAUUUUAAGCGUGUUGAUCAGCCCAUCGCGAUCGUGCGGCGAGACAUGGUGUUGGGAUGCCGGUGGAUUGCCAUGUCAGUUUAUCGAUCCGAUUGCGUCGCCAAGGAAAAGUCAAAGUAUUUCAUGACGGAGCACUGA
Messenger RNA from Prorocentrum cordatum, 801 nucleotides. The record is from the annotation of a GenBank genome assembly. Lineage: Eukaryota; Dinophyceae; Prorocentrales; Prorocentraceae.